GUUCUCCACCACAUACUACAUUUUCCUGCUUCCGAUCUCCCUUUAAUCCAGCCCCUCGCUAGCCCUGUGUAAUGCCUUCUCGUGCUACCGACUUACGUCAGCAGUCCCGCUUUGCGGAUCCAACUCCAUCGCGCCGAGCUUCGCGGGUAGACGUCCGCCGUGAUGGGGCAGGCGAUGCCAUCGAGGAGGACCAGAACGGCGUAGAGGACGACGAGGACGGAGGAGUAUCGGACAACGAGGCACCUACCUCGAGCAGGCGAAAGAGGAGCGGUGCUGGCGCCUCGAGUUCCACCGGCGACGACUCAGACCAGCGUGGACAGGGCUCUUCACGCAGGCCACCCAAGGUGUCGGAGGAUCCGGCACCUCAGCCUCUCACCAUGGACUCGGUGGCCCUGCUCAAACCCUCGGUCCGUGCUUGGGACGAUGCGAGCAGUAGACUGGCCACGGUCAAGGGCUACUAUCGGGAGACCAGCGCAACAUAUGCUGAGUGCAACGGCGAGGAGGGAGAGGAGGUGCGUGGAGAUCUAAUCUACGGUGGCUUGAGUGGGUGUGUGCUAAUGCAAUAUUGAUACCUCUCACUCGCAGAUGCUCGGGGCGCUAGACACCGAUUUCAAAGAGCUCAUAGAUAUGACUGUGGAAGCGAAGAUUAGGAAGGCUGUAAUGGACGAUAUCGUCAAGGCCAUCAGUCAUGGGGAAGAAAUCGUGAGUGCCUCCCACCGAUCGUAUCUUUGGAAAGGAUGCUCUCCCACUGAAAUUACACUGCUCAUCCUGAUCCAGACGGACGCAAAGAUCCAGUACGAGACAGCAGUGGCCGAAGCAAUGCAGCACUAUCGAAGCAAGACCCAGCGACAGAGGUAUCUGAGUACGUCAGCUUACAAGGACUUCAAGGAGGCCGUAUGGGUGAGCAGCUUGGGUAUGCAGCGUGAGGUGAUCUACAUCAGACUGACCAUAGG
This is a messenger RNA of Microstroma glucosiphilum, 953 nucleotides long. RefSeq lists its product as hypothetical. NCBI's taxonomy places the organism in Eukaryota, Fungi, Basidiomycota, Exobasidiomycetes, Microstromatales, Microstromataceae. Bases 72 to 569 code for a protein of 165 amino acids. The transcript has a single exon. The record is from RefSeq and is a predicted model, not a curated record.